AUGGCUUCAUCAUCACACACUGCCUCGCAACGCUACCUGAGCACGCGUGGGGGAUCUUAUGAUCUGUCGUUUGAGGAAGUCGUCCUCAAGGGUCUUGCCUCAGAUGGCGGCCUCUUCAUCCCAGAGGAAAUCCCCAGACUGCCCGACGACUGGGUGUCCAAAUGGAAGGACCUCUCCUUCGCAGACCUCGCAUACGAGAUCUUCUCCCUCUACAUCUCGCCAUCCGAGAUCCCUGCCGCCGACUUGAAAGACAUUGUCCGUCGCAGCUACUCGACCUUCCGCGCAAAGGAAGUCACGCCCACAGUCACGCUCGACAAAGACAAGAACAUCCAUUUGCUCGAGCUUUUCCACGGACCUACCUUUGCGUUCAAGGAUGUCGCGCUGCAGUUCCUCGGUAACCUGUUCGAGUACUUCCUCGUGCGCAAGAACAAGGGCAGGACAGGCAGGGACAGAGAGCAUUUGACCGUCAUUGGCGCAACAAGUGGUGAUACUGGUUCAGCCGCCAUUUACGGUCUACGAGGCAAAAAGGAUGUCUCCGUCUUCAUCAUGCAUCCGCACGGCAAGGUCAGCCCGGUCCAAGAAGCGCAGAUGACGACGGUCAUGGACGCCAAUGUCCACAAUUUGGCUGUGGACGGCACAUUUGACGACUGCCAGGACUUCGUCAAGGCCCUCUUCGCCGACCCCGAAAUCAAUAGCACGCACCGCCUUGCGGCCGUCAACUCCAUCAAUUGGGCCCGCAUCCUCGCCCAGAUCACAUACUACUUCUACUCAUACUUCGAUCUCAUCAAGCAAAAGUCGUUCCUGUCAGCAUCGACCAUCCGCUUUGUUGUGCCAACGGGCAACUUUGGCGAUAUCCUAGCCGGUUUCUUCGCGAAGCGCAUGGGCCUGCCCGCGGAAAAGCUGGUCAUAGCAACUAACGCGAAUGACAUCCUGCAUCGCUUCUGGGUGUCUGGAAGGUACGAGAAGAAGCCUGUGCAUGGAGAAGAGGCCGCGGGUGGCUUUGUUGAGGAUGGUGUCAAGGCGCACGAGAGCGGUGUCAAGGAGACAUUGAGUCCGGCCAUGGACAUUCUUGUGUCUUCCAACUUUGAGCGUCUGCUGUGGUUCCUCGCAUACGACGUAUACAGCACAAACUCAGAUGCAGUGUCGCAACGACGAAGUCAGGCAGGCGACCACGUACGCGGCUGGUUGAACGACUUGAAGUCAAAGGGCGGCUUUGCCGUCGACAAGCAGAUCCUACAAGCAGCGCAAUCGGACUUCGCAUCAUAUCGUGUUAGUGAUGAAGAGACCAUUCAGACUAUCAAGGAUGUCUUCAACGCAGAGUCUUCAAAGAGCUAUAUCCUAGAUCCACACUCAGCCAUCGGCAUUGCAGCGGCACACCGUUCCAUUGAAGUCGCGAAGCCUCCGUCUGUACAUCACAUUGCGCUCGCCACCGCACAUCCUGCAAAAUUCGCAAAUGCAGUCGAGCUGGCGUUGCCAGAACAGAAGGAGUACUUCCAGGAGAAGGUCUUGCCUGUUGAGUUCAAGGGCCUGGAGGACAAGCCCCGGCGAGUCAGCCACGUCAAGAGAUCAGAAGGAUGGGAAGGCGUACGAAAGGUUGUUGUAGCAGAAGUUGAGGCUGAGCUUCAAGCGGCAGAGAAUGAGGCGCAAUAG
Messenger RNA from Plenodomus lingam JN3, 1650 nucleotides. RefSeq lists its product as uncharacterized. The record is from RefSeq and is a predicted model, not a curated record. Gene Ontology annotation, biological process: L-threonine biosynthetic process. Lineage: Eukaryota; Fungi; Ascomycota; Dothideomycetes; Pleosporales; Leptosphaeriaceae. Gene Ontology annotation, molecular function: pyridoxal phosphate binding; threonine synthase activity.